Lodderomyces jiufengensis is the source of this 969-nucleotide messenger RNA. RefSeq names its product translation initiation factor eIF2B subunit alpha (gene GCN3). The record is from RefSeq and is a predicted model, not a curated record. Gene Ontology annotation, molecular function: guanyl-nucleotide exchange factor activity; translation initiation factor activity. The coding region runs from base 1 to 969 and encodes 322 amino acids. NCBI's taxonomy places the organism in Eukaryota, Fungi, Ascomycota, Pichiomycetes, Serinales, Debaryomycetaceae. The transcript has a single exon. Gene Ontology annotation, cellular component: eukaryotic translation initiation factor 2B complex. Gene Ontology annotation, biological process: translational initiation.
AUGACUACUGACUCAUUUGAUAUAACGUCCACUUACUUAAGAUUUCUAGAAGAUGACAAAGAUAUGACAAUGCCUAUAGCGGCCAUUGAAUCAUUAGUAACAAUGUUACGUCAAAAUCAACCUUCCACAUCAUCAGAAUUAAUCAAUUUAGUUUCUAAAAAUAUAGAAAUAUUGAAAAAUUCUAUACCUAAUAACAUAUCAUUAUCAGCGGGAUGUGAUUUAUUUAUGAGAUUCAUUUUAAGAAAUACAAAUAUAUAUAGUGAUUGGGAACUGUUCUCAAAAAAUUUAAUAGAAAAUGGUGAAUUAUUUGUUAAAAGAGCUAAAAUAUCAAGAGAAAAAUCUGCAGAAUUUGGAUUGCCAUUUAUAAAAGAUGAUGAUAUAAUUUUAGUACAUAGUUAUUCAAGAGUUGUUUAUACAUUAUUAUUAAAAGCCAAAAUUGAAAGAUUAACUAGAUUUAAAGUAAUAAUAACAGAAUCAAGACCUACUGGAAAUGGAUAUUUAAUGGCUAAAAAAUUAAAAGAAGCAGGUAUAUCAUGUGAAGUAAUAGUAGAUAAUGCAGUGGGAUACGUAUUACAUAAAAUAGAUAAAAUAUUAGUUGGAGCUGAAGGAGUAGCAGAAAGUGGUGGAAUAAUAAAUCAUAUAGGAACUUAUCAAAUUGGAUGUUUAGCAAAAGUCAACAAUAAGCCAUUUUACGUUAUAACUGAAUCUCAUAAAUUUGUUAGAUUAUUUCCAUUAGCACCUAAUGAUUUACCAAAUAUGAAUAAUUUUUUAAAUAAUAAAAGUCUUGGAUUAGUUAUAAAUGAUAAUAAAGAUGAAACUAAUAAAGGAAUAGAAGGUGAACAAUUUUUGGAUAAUCAUUUUGUUGAUUUUACUCCUCAUGAAUAUAUUACUGCUUUAAUUACUGAUUUAGGUGUAUUGACUCCUUCUGCUGUUAGUGAAGAAUUAAUUAAAAUUUGGUAUGAUAUGUAA